This is a messenger RNA of Dioscorea cayenensis subsp. rotundata (Guinea yam), 1280 nucleotides long. Its product is annotated as U1 small nuclear ribonucleoprotein 70 kDa. The transcript has 9 exons. The coding region runs from base 98 to 1069 and encodes 323 amino acids. The record is from RefSeq and is a predicted model, not a curated record. Gene Ontology annotation, molecular function: mRNA binding. Lineage: Eukaryota; Viridiplantae; Streptophyta; Magnoliopsida; Dioscoreales; Dioscoreaceae.
UUCGCGCCAAAUCAGCCCACAAAACUCAUCUUCAUCAUCACUCGAAGCUCCAAAACCCUCGAGAGCUCGAGCGAGUUCGAGAGAGAUCGAGAGAGAGAUGACGAUCGACGACGAGAACUCGAUAUACGUCGGAGGUAUCCCCUACGAAUGCACCGACGAUGAUCUUCGUGCGGCCUUCGACAUCUAUGGCGCCAUCGUCGCCGUCAAGAUCAUCAACGAUCGUGAUGUUGGGGGCAAGUGCUAUGGGUUCGUCACCUUCACAAACCCUAGGUCCGCUGUCGACGCCAUCAACGAUAUGGAUGGCCGGGCAAUCGGGGGGAGAACGGUGAGGGUGAACGAGGUGCGGACGAGAGGCGCCGGGAGGCCUGGAUUCCAUCGUGAUAGGUUCCGGCGGGAGGGCGAGUGGGUCAGGGAUCGAGGUAGGGAGCAUAAUCGGUAUCGUGAUAGGAAUGCGGAAAGAUCUAGGGAUCGGGAUAGAGAGUUUGUACGCGGGGGUAGAGAGCAUCCUCUUGAUCGGGUUCGGGAGAGGGAUGAACACCGGGAACGUGAUUGGGAUGUGGAUUGGGAUCGGGAUAGAGAGGCGGACAGAGGUAAAGAUCGUGAUGUAAGUAGGGACGGGAAUGGGGAACCACAGCCUAAGAAUCGCUUCAAUGCUUCUCAUGUUGAUGGUCAUCGAAGCAGAGAAACAUCAUCAAAUUCCAGUGAUGAAUAUGAUGACCAGCUCAAAGAGCAAUUGGAGAUGUCAAGAUGCAAGCAGGAAGAACUUCAAAAGGAGCUCACUUUGAUUGAAGAGAAAGUUGAAGAGAAAGAAAAGCUUGUUUCAGAUUUGCAGAAGAGGAGUGAGAAGUUGGAGGGUGCAUUGGCCAGCGUGAAAAAACUCUCAUCUCAGCGCCAGUCAUUGCUAACCAAUUUUGUGAGAUGCUAUAUGCAGUCCAAGGAAUUCAAGGAGAGGCUGAAAGGCUGUGAAGAGGAACUCCAAUCACUGUUUGAUACGGCGAUGGCUGAAGUCAAUGGGGUUGAAAGCUUUGGUGGUAGAGAUGAUUCAUCAUAUCCGAAUGGGAAACUAUGAAAAGUUGGGCCAAGUUGGGAAGGUCCUUAUUGAAGGAUCACAUUGCCCCUAAAUGCUGGCAAUGGAUAGCCAGGUUGUAUUAUUUAUGUCAAAAAGUCACCAGCUGCAAUAUUGUUCAUUUCUAAUUCGGUGACAUUUAUUAGAAGGAAAAAAAAAACCACCAUGUUUCCAUCUUCCAGUUAUGUGAGCUAAUUACCUAAUUCUGAUUUUA